This is a messenger RNA of Actinia tenebrosa (Australian red waratah sea anemone), 1168 nucleotides long. RefSeq names its product dynein light chain Tctex-type 5-B. Gene Ontology annotation, cellular component: cytoplasm; cytoplasmic dynein complex. The record is from RefSeq and is a predicted model, not a curated record. Gene Ontology annotation, molecular function: dynein intermediate chain binding. Gene Ontology annotation, biological process: microtubule-based movement. NCBI's taxonomy places the organism in Eukaryota, Metazoa, Cnidaria, Anthozoa, Actiniaria, Actiniidae.
AUGAGUCUGUCUCUAUAACAACUAAGUACUCAACAAAUCUAAGUGUUCUGUUAGACUGUAUUUGCGCCAUUUACAGAAACCAUUAGGAGGCCACUAGAGGAUCUUAGACAAGGCCUAGUACUUGAAAGUGAUCUUUUCGCUUAGAGGAAGAACGGCUAUGAUGGAGGAAAAUCGAGAAUUGGGUUCGAGAAGGGAUAGCAAAGUUGAUAAAGCCUCCAAGAACCUAAAGAAGCGGGGAGAACCGACACCAAGUAGCUUGAGACCAGCACCAACGAGGCCUCAGAGCUCGAUUUCCAUGGCUCAAUCGGCUGCUACACCUUACUCAAGAGCAGGAAAAGCCCCUGAAUUACAGCUGGAAAACACCUAUCGCAUGUCGCCAAGUAAAAAAUUCCCUGAAGGAAGCGUGAGGAACAUUUUAAAGGAAGUUUUAAUGGAAAAUCUCGCCGAAGUCAACUACGACCCAAAUACUUGUCGACAGCUUACAAAGAGUAUUUCUGAUAACCUAAGACUGCGAGUCAAGGAAAUGAACAUUCAGAGAUAUAAGAUCAUUUGUUUGGUGCACAUAGGACAGUUAGGCAAGCAGGCAUUGAGGAUUGGAAGCCGCUGUUUAUGGGAUACAAAUGUCGAUACGUAUGCCUCUUUUGAGUUCAAGAAUAAUUCGAUAUUUGCAGUAGCUACGGUAUAUGGUGUCUACUUUGAAUAGCUUCUAGAAAAUAAUCGUAAUCUUAAGUAGAUUUUUUAUUCAAGCGAUCAAUAGUUCUAAAACAACCAAUUAGAAUUGUGGGUUCAACUUUAAGGUACCUCUUGUGAUCUCUCUCGUGGAAAAAAACAACAAUUGCUAAAGAACUGAAACUAGAGUGGAAAUCAUAAAUGAGCAGUAGAUAAUGUAUAGAUAAUGUACUUCGUUUCGCUCCAAGGAAUAAUUACUGAUUUUAAGGGAGUCAACGCUAUAAUUUUUUAAGUUUUGUUUUCUAAUUUUCAGAAGUAUUUAUUUUACUCUGAGAAAAAAAUAUUUUGGCGUUUCAGUUUUCCGUUUUAAUUUGCAUAAAACAUAAAGAGCGAAUCUAGCGUUAUCAAUAAAACAAAUGUCGUAUAUUUGUUUUGUGAAAAAUGAAAUGGGUUCAGAGUAAAUAGGGUGAGAUAAAGAAAUUAAAAUAUGUCAAAAUGA